AUGAAUCUACGUGUGGUUAUCCUAUUUUUCUGCUUGAUCGUGUUUGCUGUUUGUAAAGUUCACCGAUUUCACCUGGGAAGGCGAUCACACCGGCAUAGGAAAGUUCCCCAUGCCCACCUGCACCUCCAGUUCCGGAAUUCCCUGAGAAGAAAGUACGGAUACACUCCCCUGCGUACAUUGCAUGUUCAUGCUGUGAUGAAUCAAACGAGUGAUUCUGGCAAGGGAGCAGUGUUGAACGAGGACCUGAUCAAUUCCUAUGACACCAACUUUUUCGGGAUCGUUUCGGCGGGUGGUCAACAAUUUACGAUGCAGUUCGACACGGGAUCGUCGGACUUCUGGGUGCCCAGUUCCCAUUGCAGGUUUUGCAUCAAAACGUGUGGCAACAAGUUCUUCCACGAGUCCAAGUCCAAAGCGUUUCGUUCGAGUGGAGUUCCGUUCAGCAUCACAUAUGGAUCGGGUUCCGUGAAGGGAAUUGUGGCCUCCGAUGAGGUCAGUUUCGGGGACCUGAGGAUUCAGAACCAGGGCAUCGGACUGGUCAACGUGUCCGACUCCUGCUCCGUUUUCGAUGGAAUCGCUGGCUUUGCCUUUAAGGAACUCUCGAUGACCGAGUCCGUGCCUCCUUUCCAGCAAAUGAUCGAUCAGAAUCUAGUCGAGCAGCCCAUAUUCUCGUUCCACCUGAAAAGCGGUUCCACAGAUGGUGGCUCCAUGAUCCUUGGUGGCUCCAACUCCAGUUUGUACUACGGCCCUUUGACAUACACAAACCUAACCGAGGCCAAGUAUUGGACCUUUAAAAUGGAUUUCAUUGAGGUGCACGGCAAGAACUCGAGGCGCUGUGAGUCGGGAUGCAAGGCGAUUAUGGAUACGGGAACCUCACUGAUCGUUGGUCCCGUCCCAGAUGUUCUCUUUAUAAACUCCGCCAUCGGAGCCAAGCAUGACGAGACCUACGACCUGUAUAUAGUUGACUGUGCAUCCAUCCCCCAUCUUCCGAUCAUAGUUUUCUCCAUAGCUGGCAAGGAGUUUUACGUAAAGCCACAGACGUAUGUUAUGGUGUAUCAGGACUUUUGCUUCUCCGGUUUCAUGGACAUGCGGGGCCUCACCUACUGGAUAAUCGGAGACGUCUUCCUCAGGGAGAACUACGUGGAGUUCGACUGGGGCAGGAAAAGAAUUGGUAUAGCACCGGCUGUUUAAUGGCUUCGCAAUAUAUUUGGCACUUCUUUAAAAAAUUGAUUUACAUGUUUACAGAUUUUUUGAAGAAAGCAACGUAUUUUAGUUUCUUGACAUUAAUUUUGUUUAGUAAGUUAAUGCUACUAUUAGUUUUGUAUAACUGGAAUGUAUGUUUAUCCAAUCUCUUUAAACUACCAUGAAUUAUUAUUUUAUUAUCGAUCACUUGUUGUUAGUUGCGUAUUAAGUGUAAAAAUCGCAAGCAAAAAUAAAGCAAAUGGAAGUGAUUGAAAUUAUA
Molecule: messenger RNA, 1459 nt
Organism: Drosophila ficusphila
Lineage: Eukaryota; Metazoa; Arthropoda; Insecta; Diptera; Drosophilidae
Product: phytepsin
Exons: 1
Coding region: 1-1188 (395 amino acids)
Biological process (GO): proteolysis; cell death
Cellular component (GO): lysosome
Molecular function (GO): aspartic-type endopeptidase activity
Source: RefSeq, a predicted model, not a curated record